This is a messenger RNA of Leguminivora glycinivorella, 1287 nucleotides long. RefSeq lists its product as uncharacterized. NCBI's taxonomy places the organism in Eukaryota, Metazoa, Arthropoda, Insecta, Lepidoptera, Tortricidae. The coding region runs from base 131 to 1105 and encodes 324 amino acids. Gene Ontology annotation, biological process: DNA integration. The transcript has 2 exons. The record is from RefSeq and is a predicted model, not a curated record. Gene Ontology annotation, molecular function: zinc ion binding; nucleic acid binding.
AGUAUUUCGGAAUCAGCAAAUCGUUAUUCCCGAAAUACUACGGAAAGAAAUACUUUCCAUCAUACAUGAAGGACAUUUGGGAAUAGAAAAGUGCAAACAGCGUGCUAAAGAGUUAGUUUGGUGGCCGGGCAUGGGCGCUGACAUAGAGCAGAUGGUACAGCGCUGUGAGCUUUGCCAGCGACAUCGUGCGGCGCAGCCUCGUGAGCCGUUGUGCCCCCAUCCCGUGCCGAGCUUGCCAUGGCAAGUGGUCGCUGCUGACCUUUUCGAGUUCCAACAAAAACAUUAUUUACUGGUCGUAGACUAUUACUCGAAAUUUAUCGAAGUGGCGUCCUUGAAUAGCUUAACAAGUGGAACUAUAAUUAAUCAGCUGAAAAACUUUUUUGGGCGGUUUGGAAUACCACAGAAGGUAGUGUCUGAUAAUGGCCCCCAAUUUUCUGCGCAAGAAUUUAGUAACUUUGCUGGACACUAUGGAUUCGAACAUGUGACGAGUUCGCCGCUGUACGCUAGGUCUAACGGAUUGGUUGAACGCAAUGUACAAACGGUAAAAAAACUGUUUACCAAGGCACAAGAGGAUCACACUGAUUGGCAGUUGGCGUUGCUUAAUUUCAGAAACACUCCAAUAUCUGGAGAGCAGUAUUCGCCAGCACAGCUGUUGAUGGGUCGCAGGCUCAGAACACGACUUCCAGGUACAGACGAUAGCUUAAAACCGGAAACAGUAGAUCAUGCUACAAUUAAAAAAAUACGGCAACAAAAAACUACUAAAAUCAAGGAAUAUUACGAUCGUGGUACCAGGAGCCUUCCCCAGCUCAGACCAGAUGAGUCCGUGCGCAUGCGUGACAACAAAGUCUGGGUUCCCGCCAAAGUCGUAGGAGUUGCUCGCGGAGACCGUUCUUACUGGCUUACCACAGAAAACGGUCGAACAUAUCGGAGAAAUCGAGCUCAAAUCUUACAGCGGAACGAAGACUCAGACGAGGAGUACGAAGACGCAACACCUAAAAGUCCAGUUCCUAGAUCACCCCAGGGUGAACGCGAACCAGGUGGUAGUGGUAUCGUCACUAGAAGUGGAAGACAAGUUCGUCCGCCACAAAGAUUUAGUUUUGACUAAUUUUCGAUUCAAUGUGAAUUAUUUUUACUGACAGGAGAUAUAUAAUGUUAUGUUGUAUUUUGUAUUUUACUAAGUAUGAAAGAAGAUGUUAUGUUGUAUUUUUUAUAAUGUUUGUAUUUUCUUGUUUAAUGUUGUUCUUGUACUUGUUACUUAAUUCGUUAUAAGAAGGAAGAUGUAGUAGU